Molecule: messenger RNA, 9643 nt
Organism: Neofelis nebulosa (Clouded leopard)
Lineage: Eukaryota; Metazoa; Chordata; Mammalia; Carnivora; Felidae
Gene: FRMPD2
Product: FERM and PDZ domain containing 2
Exons: 32
Coding region: 551-4741 (1396 amino acids)
Cellular component (GO): cytoskeleton
Molecular function (GO): protein binding
Source: RefSeq, a predicted model, not a curated record
GAUUGGACCAGGAGAUAAAGUGACAUCAGUGUAAAAGCCCCUGCUGAGCCACAAUCCUAUUGUCUUCAGUGGCACCUAAUCCAGUUGAGCUCUUACAAGCUCUCUCACAGGUCACCGGCCUUGGGGACGAAGCCAUGGCGGGAUGGCUCUGCCUGCGACUGGAGACUGCACAGGGCUCAGGGCAAGAGAGCCAGUGGCAGGAAAGGAAAGGCCCCGUUGACUCACUCGCUGGGCAGCCAAGUGCUUAGUAACAAACAGUAAACAGAGGCGGCAGCACCCGCGGCCGUGGCAGCUCAGCAGAGAGGUGAACGAGAUCCCUGCUCGUUGUUGGAAAAUUGUCUGUGAUGGAGGCCUAGACCCGAUCACGAUCACAGAGAAUUUCACAUGCAACCUCUGACUCAGAACACAGAUUAGAGCUGAAAUGGACCAAGUAAUCAAUUCAGCAAGCACUUACCACCUAUCUCCUGGCUGCCAAGCCAAGUGCUAAGUACUGGGGACACCUCUCUCUGCUCAGAGGCUCUUCCGGGUGAGCGCAGGAGCCAAAAGAGGCAUGAGCCCGGCCUCUGUGACCCUGGCCAGCGCCCUGCAGGUCAGGGGCGAAGCUCUGUCGGAGGAGGAAAUCUGGUCCCUCUUGUACCUAGCUGCGGAGCGGCUCCUGGAAGACAUUCGUGAAGAUUCCUCGGACUAUGUGGUCUGUCCCUGGUCAGCCCUGCUGUCUGCAGCCGGAAGUCUUUCUUUCCAGAACCACAUUUCUCACAUAGAGGCUGCUCCUUUCAAGGCCCCUGAACUGCUACUGGAACAGAGUGACGAUGAACAGCCCGACGCAUCUCAGGUGCACGUCUAUUCUUUAGGAAUGACCCUCUACUGGUCAGCAGGCUUUCAUGUCCCACAAAAUCAGCCUCUGCAGCUCCGUGAGCCCUUGAGCUCCAUUCUGCUGACCAUGUGUGAAGACCAGCCUCGCAGGCGGCUCCCCUUGCAGUCAGUUCUGGAAGCUUGUCGGGUUCAUUGGGAAGAAGUGGCCGUAUACCCAACCUCUGCCGGUCUCCACGUUAGACGGCUGGCUGGCUUGGUUCUGGGCACCAUCUCGGAGGUGGAGAGGAGACUCAUGGAAGAAAGCUCCUUGGCGCAGCAGGACAGAAGCUGCCUGCUCAGGCAUAGGCUGCAUCAGGCGAGCUGCGAGAACACAACAGUAUGGGCCCUGGAGCGUCUGCACCCCUGCAGAGUUUCAGAGAGAAGCACAGAGACCCAGAGUUCCCUGGAGCCCGGUCUGAGCACCUCAGCACCCAGUCACCAUAGCCUCUCUGUUAGCAGUGCUCUUCCAAUUGAAGUUCCCCCAAAUCUUCAGGAGGGACCGCGGCUCAGCUCCAGCACUGCUCUGUCUGUGGCAGCAGAAAUCUCACAGCCGGCAACUCCUUCUCAAAGGGCUUUUCUGCAAAGGAAAGGAAAGUUCUCCAGGCCGGAGUUCGUCUUGCUGGCUGGAGAGGCCCCAGUGACUGUGCACCUGCCUGGAUCAAUUGUGACCAGGAAAGGGAAAUCCUAUUUGGCUCUCAGGGCCCUCUGCGUGGUGCUGUUGAGUGGGCAGUGUCUGGAGGUGAAAUGUGACAUUAUGUCAACGGCAGGAGCUGUCUUCAGUGCUGUCAUGUCUUUUGUCAACCUUGGGGAGCUCACCUGCUUUGGCUUGGCUUACAUGAAAGACAAAGAGUUCUUUUUUUUGGACGAUGAAACCAGGCUGUGCAAAAUAGCCCCUGAAGGCUGGAGUGAGCAGCCCCAGAAGAAGGCCUCCUCAAAUACCUUCACACUCUUUCUGAGGAUAAAGUUCUUUGUCACUUGCUGUGCACAGCUCCAGAACAGCCAGGCAAGGCACCAAUUUUAUCUGCAGCUUCGGAAAGACAUCCUGGAGGAGAAGCUGUACUGCAAUGAUGAGACGCUGCUGCAGCUGGCGGUCCUUGCCUUACAGGCUGAGUUUGGCAACUACCCCGAGGAGCAGAUAGAGAGUAAAGCUUAUUUUCGAGUUGAAGAUUACAUCCCAGCGAGUCUAAUUGAGAGGAUGACUGCUCUCCGGUUGCAAGUUGAAGUCUCGGAGAUGCACCGUCUCAGUCCUGUGCUCUGGGGAGAGGAUGCCGAGCUGGAGUUCUUGAGGGUCACUCAGAAACUCCCAGAAUAUGGUGUGCUGGUUCACCGAGUCCUCCCAGAGAAGAUGACACGAGAAAGGGAGAUGGCCUUGGGGAUCUGUGCCAAGGGCAUCAUAGUGUACGAAGUGAAAAACAACAGCAGAAUUGCAACUUUACGCUUUCAGUGGAGAGAAAUUGGCAAGAUUUCUACUUGUCGAAAGAAGUUCACCAUCACAAGUGGCAUCACUGGGAAAAAGCACACAUUUGUCACUGAUUCAGCCAAGACCUGUAAAUAUUUACUGGGACUCUGCUCUGCCCAGCAUGGAUUUAAUGCCCAGAUGAGCUUCCUGCCAGUUGCAGCUGUUUCAGACCAUGAUAAGUGUGUGCAAAUGGCCAAUACGAGUCUUGCACACCUGGCCCAGUCUCAGCCUCUCACUUGGAUUCAGCGGCUGUCGGACUCGGAAAACGCGCUGUUCACACCUGCACCCGGGCCGGAAGCCACUGCAGGGGGCCUGCGGCGCUUGUCUCUGGAUAACUUCACCUUGGAAACCAGCAAGGAGACUGCGGCCGGGGGGAUCCAAGGCAGCCCCUGCAUGGGUCGGGAGCAGCUGGAGACCAUCUCUUUGAUCCAGAAGCCGACGACUCGUGACCAUCUCUCCGGGCCGCCUGUUCCCAGCGUGCACAGGGAGCCACAAAGUAACAGGAGAAAGAGCUUUAUAGCUGAGCCGGAACGAGAAAUCGUGCAUGUGACACUGCGCCGGGAUCCACGUCGUGGUUUUGGUUUUGUCAUCAAUGAGGGAGGAGAUGUUGGCAAAGUUGACCCUGGCAUUUUCAUAUCUUCUAUUAUACCUGGGGGACCAGCUGAAAAAGCUAAAAGGAUCAAACCAGGAGGGCAGAUUCUAGCCUUGAAUCACAUCCGUCUGGAGGGCUUCACGUUCGACAUGGCUGUUAGAAUGAUUCAGAAUUCUCCCGAGAGCAUAGAAUUAACCAUUUCUCAGUCAAAAGGUAUUUGUGGAAAUACCCCAAGUGAGGAAAAGAAUAGCCCAGCCAAUUCUGGGGUCUUCUCUACAGACAGCCCAAGCCACGGGCACCUGGGAAGUUUUUCAUCACGCGCACAGGACCAGGAGAAAAAUACUGAAGAACUAGAAAUGGCUCAGACUCAGAGCUUACUGCCCAGGGGGCAGGAUGCUGGUUCGUCUUGUCCUCCACCACCUUCAGAAAUCAAUGCCAGUGAAAUCUACUUUGUGGAACUGGUUAAAGAAGAUGGGACACUUGGAUUCAGCGUGACUGGUGGCAUUAACACAAGCGUGCCCUAUGGGGGUAUCUACGUGAAAUCCAUAGUUCCUGGAGGGCCAGCUGCCAAGGAAGGGCAGAUCCUGCGGGGUGACCGGCUCCUGCAGGUGGAUGGAGUGAGUCUGUGUGGCCUCACCCACAAGCAGGCUGUGCAGUGCCUCAAGGGUUCUGGGCAGGUUGCAAGACUGGUCUUAGAGAGAAGAGGCCCCAGGACCACACAGCAGUGUCCUUCUGUUAAUGGCAGGAUGGCAGACGGAUGCACGGCUGUUUCCUUGGCAACAGCCUUGCCCGGCAGGCCCGCGAGCUGUGUCUCAGCGACAGAUGGUCCUAAGUUUGAAGUCACUCUGAAAAAGAAUGCCAGUGGCUUGGGAUUCAGCUUCAUGCAGAUGGAGAGAGAGAGCUGCAGCCAUCUCAAGAAUGAUCUGGUGAGAAUUAAGAGGCUUUUCCCAGGGCAGCCGGCUGAGGAGAACGGGGCCAUUGCAGUUGGUGACAUUAUCCUGGCGGUGAAUGGAAGGCCCACAGAAGGCCUUGUCUUCCAGGAGGUGCUCCAUUUACUGCGAGGGGCAUCACAGGAAGUCAAGCUCCUACUUUGCCGACCCCCUCCAGGUGCACUGCCUGAGAUAGACCAGGGAUGGCAGACACCCGUGCUCUCAGCAGACAAAGAAUUCACCAGGGCAACUUGCACUGACUCUGAGCAGAGCCCGAGUCUGGAUCAAGAGGACAGCCGGAGGGACAGUGCCUCUCCAGACACAGGGGAAAGCUUGGGUCCCAGGCCCGAGUCUUUCCAAAAGGCCACUGGCAAGGCACAAUGGGACCAGGACAUAGAGAGACCCUGGGCCACUUCCUCGAUGCGUCCUCAGGAUUCCCCCCCUCAUUUAUGCAGACUUCAGCAAGAAAUGGAUGCAUCCACAUUGGCCACCUCUUUGGAAAGGGAUAUGAGGCAAAACUGCUAUUCAGUUUGCGAUAUCAGGGGACUUGAAAGUCCUGAAUUGGACAGGGAUGAUGACGAAGGGGACAUGUGCCAUCUACCUGAAGCCACUUCUCCCACUGUGGAAAAUGAAGCCUAUCUUACCAUCAACUCUGCAUGGGAAGGCCAGCUACUCUGUGAAGAAUGUUUGGAGGCAGAUUCGGGGACCAUUCCCUUGCCACAGUUCUGUUCUUGGAGUGCCCUCUCGGAGUCUUUGCCUGCAGAAGAGGCUUGUGAGAGUGACAGUGAGUGGGAAGACCUGGAGGAGGCUGUGGACCCGGAAGAUGGCACCCUCAGGAUGCCACCAGAAGUUGGGACUGGGUCAGAGAGCUGGAGGCAGAUUGUACCGAUGAAGAUGAGGGAAGAGUAAAUGUGACAAAAAUCCUCUGACUAGGAGCAGAGCAGGUUAAACUCUUGACAGGUGAACAGAGAAAGUUGGACAGUCACCCAAGGCAGAACCCAAGGUUUCUGCAUGCACAUCCUUUUGACAGUGAUCACAUGGAAGAGGCCUCAGGUGCCCUUGGUCCAGAGAAUGUACGCACAAGCUCUACAACCAGGAAAGAAGCCUGUGGGUCCCCGAGAAGGCAACAUGCAAUGGAGGGUCUGGCCCAGUUGAGAACUAACUUCAAGAAGAUCAUGCCUGUCAGUUCUGAGACUCAUUUUGAAUAGUGGUCAUGACCUCUCCUCGGUUCUGGGGUUUAUGUCCAAUAAAGCUUGGUGUGUGUGUGUGUGUGUGUGUGUGUGCGUGCACAAGUGCGCUCACAAGGGCUUCCCCUUGUGAAAGGAUUUGAGAACCAACCACCUAUGUCAAGAUAAGCCAGCCCAGGGUGAGGUCUCGCUGCUGCCCUGGUACACACCUUCUGGGACAGAUGCAGUGUUCCAGUUUCCACUCUUUAGUUCUCCAUUGGUUGAAGGAGUUUCCAUGGCCUUCAAAGUGCUGUCAGUUCCCUCAAGGGAAUCUGCUGAGAGAUGGCUCAAAAGCCAUGGGAGUAAUGUGUUUUGACAUCUUUCUGUGUUCCUCCUGUGCAACUCCAUAUGGUUGUAGAUUCUUUUAAAAACAUUUUCCUUUUGAACUCCACAACCUGAUCCUAAAGAUUCUAUGAAGGAAAAAUAAGAUGGGAACAUGUAAUAAAAAAGAAAGAGCAAAGUGGUAGAUCCGGCAUUAUCAGAUAUUAUGAUAUAUACCCACGGCCAUAAUAAGAAGCUAAUAUUACGUGGGAUUAGCUGGUGGACACAGUGUGCGCCAAGGAACACGCAUAGCAUGACGCAAGAGGGGAUACGUGGCAGUCAGCAUUUCAACAUGGGGAAGGAAGACGCCUUCACACACAUAACUGGAAAAGAGGAUUUGAUUCAAAUCUCACUUCAUCUAUUACAAUUACAGACCGUUUGAUUAGGAAAAAAAAAGCAACACAGAGAAAAGCUGGUCAAAGCAGAUUCAAGUCUCACCAGAUCUACACAGGAAUAACACACUUCUUCUGGCCUACAGCAAUAAAAAAGCAUAGCAAGGAAGAACUACAGAGUUGACAGUAUUGAGAACGUAAAAACUUCUGUGCAGCAACGAUGACAAAAUUAAUGUAGAAAUAGGUGCAACGGAUGGGGAAGCACUUACAUAAUUGUGAAUAAAGAUUAAUACCUAUAAUAUUUAGAAAUCCCAUUAUAGUUUAUAAUAGAUUAAUAAAGGAUUUCAGUAGCCGGUGUACACAAUAAAAAUGCAAAUGGUGGACAAAUACAUAUUCUGUUUAAAAAAGUUCUUUUUAACGUUUGUUUAUUUUUGAGAGAGAGAGAGACAUAGUGUGAGCAGGGGAGGGGCAGAGAGAGAGGGAGACCCAGAAUCCGAAGUGGGCUCCAGGCUCUGAGCUGUCAACACAGAGCCCAAACGUGAGGCUUGAACCCUGAACCAUGAGAUCAUGACUUGAGCCGACGUUGGACACUUAAGUGACUGUGCCAGCCAGGCACCCUGACAAAUAUAUAGUCUAAUCAAAAUAAUCUCAAUGGAUUAGUUUGUGUUCACAUUUGCAAAAUUAAAAAAAAUCCUAUCCAAUUUUGGCAAAAUUUGGGUGAAAUUGGUAUAAUCAGAAAUACCAAAAGCCAUAUAAAUGCUUAUGCCCAAUACCUCACCGCGCCAGUCUUCAGAAUUUAUCCCAAAGGAAUAAUUCAGAAUAAGAAAAAAAUACCCACAUAUUUCAAGAUGUUCAUUGGAGUGCUGUCUCUGAAAACAACUUGAAAAUGGUGAAAAUCCCUUAGAAUAUAGUAAUGUUAAAGACAGUUAUGUCAGCAUGGUGAAAAGAUUGAAUAGAAUAAAAUAUGGUGAUAUUAAAGACAGUAUGGUGAAAAAGAAAAGUGAGACAAUUAUGGGAUGGUAGCAUAAUGGGAUAUUAUGUAGCGAAGAGGACAAUAAACCAAAUACGGAAAGUCACGACUUAGAGCAGUGUUUGGUAUAACAACAUCAAGUUGCAAGUUGAAAUGGGGUACUGAUGACAUCCACAGAAAGGCAUAUGCACAUACACACAGACUAGUGUAGUGAGGGAGUAGAAAUCACCCAGGGGUUGGAUGAUAGAUUAAGAGAAUACAUUUUGUUAAAAAAUACCUUUACUUUUCUGUAUUUAUUACUUGUAUAACGAAUUUUAAGUUGAAAAUAAAAAGACUGGACCAGAAAAAAAAAAAAAAGAGACAACAGACAAAUACAAAGGUUUAGAAAAGCCUAUGUUCUAAAAUUUAAUUUACUAACUCUUCUCCAUGUGCUUUGAUUCCUAAUUUCUUGUUUUCUUUAUGAGAGAAGUCUGAUAGAUCCAUUGCCUUGUUUUGUUAUUAAUUAAAGAGAAAUUCCGGGCAUCUGAACAGUUUUGUUUCAAAUGCACUCAGGGCUGGAGCCAGCUUCCUCGGUGCACUAUUACAUGGUUUCACAGACGUCAAGUUUAGGGAAUUAAUCAAGCAUGCAAUGAAGUGAAUAAAUAACAGUAUUUACAAUUUUGGAACUGCUUGUGCUCUGCUGAACCCUGGUUGCUUAUUUCCUUUUUGGAAAAGAAAUGGAUGCCUACAGGUUCAAAAUGAAUCUAGUCCUCCUCCUUAGGGGAAAGGACCCCCCUUCCCCCCAGGGCUGUUAACCCAGUUGAGCCAUAUCUCAUGAAGAACAUGUUAAUUUGCCUUGGGUGGACUUGACUGCAGCUGCUACUUGCUUUGUUUCAGGGCAAAUGUUGGAAAGGACAGUGCAGUCCUAAGGGACUCAGACCACUGAGCGCAAACUGCUUCCCUGCCUGGUUUCUGCAUUGAGCAUCCUCAAAUCUGGCUGUACUUAAGUCAAGUCAACUACAGAGGGUGUUAAAAAUACAGCUUCACUGGCCUCACCCCUGGAGACUCUAAACCAGCAGGGUUGGGGUAAAAACCAGAGAACUGUCCUUUUAUCAAGCUCAGCAGAGGAUUGUAUAUAUGGCCAGAUUUGGAAAGCAUGGAUGCACACUCUUCAAGACUUUGCUUGGCUCUCCCAUCCUUCCUCUCUGCUAUAAAUAUUUCUUAAGCUUCUGUUAUGUGCCAGUACGCCAUGUGUAUGAGGUUGCCCAAACAUAUACACGGUCACCACUAAAUUGUAGAGCUAAGGCGGGCUUCCCAAGUCCACUUAGCAAAGAUGUGAAUUCUCCCUGACAAAGUUUAAUUUAGAGGUGUAAUGGGAUUCCUGUCAAGUUCCCUUCAAGUUAUUUCAUAGAUAUAGACAAGCGUCUUCUAAACUUUAUUUUAUGCAUUUUGUAUUUUAAAUAUAAUUUAUAUAAAUAAAAAAUACGUUCUGAAAAGUCACAGGCCCUAAAAUAACUAAAAUAAUCUUGAACAUGUAGAAUGAAGUGGGAGGAAUAGCUGUGUCCAACAUCAAGGCUUACUAGAUAGCUACCUUCAUUAAGUGUAGUAUGGCAGAGGGAUAGACAUACAGAUCCAUAGAAUAGAAUAAAGAACCCAGAAAUAAACCCAUACAUAUAUUUCCAACUGAUUUUUGACAAAGGUGCAGAAGAAAUUUAAUGGAGAGAAAGUAGCCUUUCAAUAAAUAUUGCUGAAACAUUUGGACAUCCACAGACCAAAAAAAAAAAAAAAAAAAAAAAAAAAAAAGGGACUGACCUAAACAUCACAACUUGUACAAAAAUGAACCCAAAGUGGAUCACAGACUUAAAUGUAAAUGUAAAACUAUGGGACUUUCAGAAAACAAACAAACAAAGACAAACAAGAAAGCCUUGGGAUUGAAGGCUAGGCAAGGAGUUCUUAGACUUGACAUCAAAAGCAUGACACAUAAAACGAAAAUGGAUAAAUUGGUAUUUUGCUCUGUGAAAGAUUCUAUUAAAAGGGUGAAAAAACAGGAGUGUCUGGGUGGCUCAGUUGGUUGAGCAUUUGACUCUUGAUUUCGGCUUAGGUUAUGAUCCCAGGGUUGUGGGACAGAGCCCUGUGCUGGGCUCCAUGCUGAGCAUGGAAUCUGCUUAAAAUUCUCUCUCUCUCUCUCUCUCUCUCUCUCUCUCUCUGUCUCCCUCUGAUCCUCUUUCUUGUUCAUGUAUGCAUUCUCUUUUGCACUCUCUCUGUCUCUCUAAAAAAAAAAAGAAAGGUGGGGGAAAGUAUUUGCAAACCACAUAUCCAACAAAGACUAGUAUGUAGAAUAUACAGAGAACUCUCAAAACUCAAUAGUAAAAAGCCAAAAUCCAAUUAGAAAAUAGGCAAAGGUAUGAACAGGUAUUUCCCUGAGGAUUAUAUACAGGUGACAAGCAAGCACAGGAAAAGAUGUUCAACCUUAUUAGCUAUUAGGGAAAUGCAAAAAUCAAACCACAAUAAGGUAUCUCUAUAUACAUAUCAGAAUGGUAAAUAAAUAGUGACACCACCAAAUUCUGGUGAAGAUGUGGACAACCUGGGCCACUCAUGCAUUGCCAGUGGGACUGUAAAAUGGUGUAGUCACUCUGGUAAAUAGUUUGGCAGUUUCUUAUAAAAAAGUAAGUACGCAGUUACCAUGAGACUCAGAACUUGAGAUUAGGCAUUUAUCUCAGAGAAGUGGAAACAUUUUCGUACAAAGAUCUGUAUGUUAAUGUUCAGAGAAGCUUUAUUUAUAAUAGCCCCAAACUGGAAAUAAUCCAGACGCUUUUCAACCAGGCGAAUCAUUAAACAAACCAUGGUAUAUCCAUACCCCAAAGGGCGAAUUAUGCAUGUUUGGAUGGUUCUUUGGAGAAUUCCGCCAAGAAGCCAGUCACAAAAGUGUGUGCAGUAUGAUUCCAUUUGUAUGACACUCUUGAAGUGACGAAGUUCUAGAAAU